AUGAAUAACAGCAACUCAAAUAUUGUUUUCAAUCCAUUAAUAAGUGGAAUACAGAAGGUCGUUUUAUAUGAAACAAAAACCCUCAUGUAUUUGGUGGGUAGUAACAAUAGGGAGACACGUUUUCGCGUCUUAAUCAUAGAUCGCACUCUCGAACCUGAAGACGGUAGCCGGCUGCAUAUUAUUGAAGACCCAAAUGAAUAUAAUGCUUUAGGAAUACGACGAUUCUUGAGCUCUUUGGGUUCGCCAAAAGUUACUUCGGCCUAUGGGGUUUUGGGCUUUGUAAGAUUCCUGGAGGGCUACUAUUUACUCUUGGUAACCAAACGCAAGUGUUGCGCUCAUUUGGGUAUGCAUUUAAUCUACACCAUCAAGGACACAGUGAUGGUCAAAGUAAAUGAGCCUACUGCACCUCAUUCGUAUGAAGAGCGCUACAAAAGGAUGUUUCAGAACAUCGACUUGCGAAGUAAUUUUUAUUUUUCGUAUUCGUACGACUUGACGCGGACUCUUCAAUAUAAUUCCUCGGCGCCACGCUAUGUAGGGCCGGGAGUAAAUAUUGAAAUUGAAGAACCUAUACCAGACUGGGAUAAAUUAACUAACAAUGUUCAGCAGGCGAACGGACGGGUUGAUUAUGCUUUUCGUAGUUGUUCACGUAAGAGAUUUGUGUGGAACGCUUUUCUCUUGGAACCCAUGAAAGACAUCGUACAUAAGGAUUGGCUUUUGGAGGUUACUCAUGGCUAUGUUAGUCAAUCGUGCGUUAGUGUAUUUGGACGGCGUAUAAAUGUUUGUUUGAUUGCUCGUCGCAGCACAAGAUUUGCAGGCACUCGAUUCUUGAAAAGAGGUGCUAAUUUCCGAGGCGAUGUGGCGAAUGAAGUAGAGACGGAACAAAUAGUUAGUAGUGAUCAUGAUAUGUGUUCAUUUACUCAAAUGCGAGGAUCAGUGCCGUCACACUGGUCGCAGGACAUAAGCAAAAUGGUACCCAAACCACCUAUACAGUUAGAUAUUACUGACCCUUUUGCUCAGACGUCGGCUCGCCACUUUGAACGUUUACUUUUCCAUUAUGGCUCACCAUUAAUUAUGCUGAACUUGGUCAAAAAACGAGAAAAAAGACAACAUGAGUCUAUACUUUCGAAAGAAUUAGUUAACAGCAUACGUUAUUUAAAUCAAUUUCUUCCACCUCCGCAUCGUAUGAAAUAUAUACACUUUGAUAUGGCGCGUAAAAGUCGUGGUGGUGACAAUGUUAUGGAAAUGUUGGCUGAAAUAGCGGAGAGCGUACUUCAACAAACUGGAAUGUUUCUUAAAGCACGUGGCUUACCUCUAACCUUUCAAACUGGUAUUGUACGAACGAAUUGCGUGGAUUGUCUGGAUCGUACGAAUACCGCUCAAUUUGCCAUAGGCAAGUGUGCUUUAGGUCAUCAGCUAGAACGUUUGGGCUUUCUCAAAUCAGCUAAACUAGAAUUCGAUUCUGAGUGUGUUACUAUGUUGGAAAAUUUGUACGAAGAACACGGUGACACUUUGGCUUUGCAGUAUGGUGGUUCUCAGCUUGUACAUCGUAUUAAGACGUAUCGAAAGACUGCAGCUUGGGCGUCUCAGGGAAAUGAUAUCAUGCAGACUUUGAGCCGUUAUUAUAGCAAUACUUUCAAUGAUACCGAAAAACAGCACAGCAUUAAUUUAUUUUUAGGCUAUUACAUGCCCAGCAAGGGCCAUAACAUGGAAAAUCAACCCAUUUGGGAACAACAAACAGAUUAUUACAUGCAUAACGUGUAUCAGCCUUCUUCAUUAACCGAAGAAACUCGUCCCAUUACUGACUGGGUAAGGAGUAAAAUACGCAAAUGCUUGCCACACUCUUGUUCAGAUUUGAACAAAAUUGUUAAUAAUUUAAUUGAAGUGGUUAGUAAAGAUUUCGAAAUGAUUGAUGGCUAUUCAAAUUACUAUCAGUCCUUCAAAUGGACUGAUUUUGGCGAGCAUAUUUCAUAUGAAUUGGCGAGCCGUUCUAUACCCACAUGCCGUUCACCGUUUCAACGGCAAAUACAAGAAGGGAAGGCACGUAAAAAUCCCUCAUUAACUGGACAAAGUUCUACCAGUUCUACCAAUAGCAACGAAUCGAGUUCAUCAGAAGGUGAUGAUUCCUCUACAGAUGAAGAUUUAAGCGCCAGUUUAAUGUUAAAAGAACAACAACAGAAGAAACUACAACAUGUAACGAUAAAUCCGAGAACGCUAGAGCAAUUGUUACCGCCCAUGAACGAGGUGUAUGGGUGUAAAGUGAGUAAUCCUCCGAAAGACAGCAUGAGCAUUUACAAGCGUUACGCACAAAUCGGAAAAUUAUCAACAUUGACGACCACAGCGGCAUUACUGGGGGCUUCGGCCAAUUCAAAUGCACAAUUGAGUCGACCUCGUCCUACCGUGAAUGCCGGGGCAAUAAUCAAUUUAAAACCUCUUAGUGAUUACGGUACAGAUUCGUACUUAUCGGUUAAGCCACCAGUUGUUAGCGAAAAAAGCUUACGUAUUUAUGCCGAUUACUGUAUAAUACCGCGCAAUUUUAAUGCUGUGCCGAAAUUUGAUGAAUUCAAUCAACUUCAUCGUUACAUUUUAAUGCUCUAAAGCAGAACCAAUAAAUUAAAUAAAAAUGACUAAAA
Messenger RNA from Glossina fuscipes, 2630 nucleotides. It is a transcript of the gene FIG4, whose product is annotated as polyphosphoinositide phosphatase. Gene Ontology annotation, molecular function: phosphatidylinositol-3,5-bisphosphate 5-phosphatase activity. The coding region runs from base 1 to 2595 and encodes 864 amino acids. Gene Ontology annotation, biological process: phosphatidylinositol dephosphorylation. NCBI's taxonomy places the organism in Eukaryota, Metazoa, Arthropoda, Insecta, Diptera, Glossinidae. Gene Ontology annotation, cellular component: intracellular membrane-bounded organelle. The record is from RefSeq and is a predicted model, not a curated record. The transcript has 3 exons.